This is a messenger RNA of Humulus lupulus (European hop), 2952 nucleotides long. Its product is annotated as pentatricopeptide repeat-containing protein At2g13600-like. Gene Ontology annotation, molecular function: RNA binding; protein binding; zinc ion binding. Lineage: Eukaryota; Viridiplantae; Streptophyta; Magnoliopsida; Rosales; Cannabaceae. Gene Ontology annotation, biological process: RNA modification. The transcript has a single exon. The record is from RefSeq and is a predicted model, not a curated record. The coding region runs from base 143 to 2845 and encodes 900 amino acids.
CCCAAAAAUUGACCCAUUUACUCUUCUUUCGACUUGAGAAGCAGCCCUUGAAAAAAGUGCACGGAAGCCAUGAAUUAGAUACAGCUUAAACUGAAUGAUUUUCUUACUUUGAAACUGAAACUAUUUUUCAGUCUUCCCAUCCAUGCCCCAUUUGAAUCGUGUUGCUCACCACUCAUGGCUCUUAACAGUUCGCCAUUUCUCAACCAAAUGCGUUCUCUUCUGCGACCCUUUAGUACAACAAUCUUAUAUGGAGCUUUCCCAGAAAUUGUACGAAGCCAUGAAAGCUUGUUCAGCUCUCAGGUCCAUUCCUAUUGCUCGAAAACUCCAUGGUCAACUCAUCUCCAUAGGCUUGAACUCUUCAACUUUCCUUCAAAACCAUCUCUUGCAUAUGUACUCCAGUUGCAGCUUGAUAGACGACUCCUGCUGUGUUUUCAGUGGUAUUGAAUACCGUAAUGUUUUCAGCUGGAACACAAUGAUUAACGCGUUGGUUAAUUCUGGGCGAAUGAGGGAAGCAGAGAAGCUGUUCGAAGAAAUGUCUGAGAGAGAUCAUAUCUCUUGGACUACCAUGAUGUCUGGCUAUUUCCAUAAUGGACAACCAGGGGAAACUAUGAAAGUUUUUGCUACGAUGAUCCGGUGUUGUGAUUUGGUUUCUGACCCGUUUUCGAUUUCUUGUGCCAUGAAGGCUUGUGGUACUCUUGGCCUGAUCAAAUUAGCUCGUCAGUUGCAUAGUUUCGUGGAGAAAUUGGAUUUCAGAAGCAACGUGCCUAUUCAGAGUUCUGUUAUUGAUAUGUACAUUAAGUGCAAUGCAGUAGUUUCUGCUGAGAAUUUUUUUUUAAGGAUUCGAACACCUAGUUUGUUUUGUUGGAAUAGUAUGAUUUAUGGUUACUCUAAACUUUAUGGGGUUGGAAGAGCCUAUAAUAUGUUCAACCAUAUGCCUGAACGAGACUAUGUGUCGUGGAACACAAUGAUUUCAAUCUUCUCUCAACAUGGUCUAGGAGUUGAGAGUCUUUGUACGUUUGUUGAGAUGUGGAACAACGGUUUUACGCCCAAUCCAAUGAAUUAUGCCAGCGUACUUAGUGCUUGUGCCAGCAUAUAUGAUCUUGGUUGGGGUAGCCAUUUGCAUGCUAGAAUUCUUCGUACAGAAGAGAGUCUAGAUGUUCAUGUGGGCAGUGGUUUAAUAGACAUGUAUGCAAAGUGUGGACGAUUAAGCUUCGCACGGCAAGUGUUUAAGAGCUUGACAGAACAUAAUGCUGUGUCAUGGACUUCUUUGAUCGGGGGGGUUGCGCAGUUUGAUCUUGCAGAAGAAGCUUUGUUUCUCUUCAACCAAAUGAGAAAGGGUCACGUUGCUUUAGAUGAUUUUACGUUGACCACAGUUCUUGGGGUUUGUUCUGGUCAUAAGUAUAUUUUUGUUGGCGAACAGCUCCAAGGAUAUACAGUCAAGGCUGGAAUGGACUGCUCUGUACCUUUGGGGAAUGCUCUUGUUACAAUGUAUGUGAAGUGUGGAGACACUUAUAAAGCAAGUAAAGCUUUUGAGCUUAUGCCAAUUAGAGAUAUAAUAUCAUGGACAACAAUGAUAACUGGAUACUCUCAGGUUGGUAAUGUUGAAAAAGCCCGAGAAUAUUUUGAUAAAAUGCCAGAUCGAAAUGUCAUCACGUGGAAUUCAAUGUUAGGCACAUAUGUUCAGAAUGGUUUUUGGGAAGAAGGUCUGAAAUUGUAUAAGUUGAUGAGAAGAAAAGGGGAAAAGCCUGACUGGAUCACUUAUGCAACCGCAAUGAGUGCUUGUGCCAAUUUAGCAAUACUUAAACUUGGAAUCCAAAUUGUUGCUCAUGCUGAGAAGUUGGGGUUUGGCUUUAAUGUCUCAGUUGCCAAUAGUUUUGUUACUAUGUAUUCAAAAUGUGGACGUAUUGAAGAUGCUCAAAAGGUUUUCUAUUCUAUACGUGAUAAGAAUUUGAUAUCCUGGAAUGCAAUAAUGGUGGGAUAUGCUCAGAAUGGUCAUGGCAAGAAAGUGAUUGAAAUUUUUGAGGAUAUGUUGAAGACAAAUUGCAAACCUGAUCAUAUAAGCUACGUAUCUGUACUCUCGGGUUGCAGCCAUUCUGGACUAAUAAAUGAAGGGAAGUAUUACUUCAGUUCCAUGACUAAAGAUUUUGGCAUUUCCCCGACGUUGGAGCAUUAUGCUUGUAUGGUAGAUCUGUUUGGUAGAGCUGGAUUACUAGAGGAGGCCAAGAAUUUGAUUGAUGAAAUGCCUUCUAAACCAAAUGCUGCUAUUUGGGGAGCUCUGCUAAGUGCUUGUAGGAUCCAUCACAACUCAAAAUUAGCAGAAUUUGCAGUGAAGAAUUUGCUUGAAUUAAAUGUUGAAGACUCUGGUUGUUAUGUCCUUCUAGCCAAUAUAUAUUCAGAAUCUGGAAAGCUAGAAGCUUUUGCAAAUGUGAGAAAACUGAUGAGAGAGAAAAAAAUUCAGAAAAAUCCAGGUCGUAGUUGGAUAGAAGUUGACAACAAGGUACAUGUGUUCUUUGUCGAUGACACUAAUCAUCCACAAAUCAAGGACAUCUACAAUAUGCUAGAGGAGACUAUUAGGAAGAUAGAAGGUAAAGGACUCUAUGUUAGUCCAACAAACUCUGUUCGUUCUUCAUGCUACCACAGUGAAAAACUUGCUGUGGCUUUUGGGCUAAUGAGCCUACCUACUUCGAUGCCAAUCCAUGUAAUGAAAAAUCUUCGAGUUUGCCAUGAUUGUCAUCAGGUAAUGAAACUUAUUUCUCUAGUAACCUCAAGGGAACUUGUAGUGCGAGAUGGAUACCGCUUCCACCACUUCAAGAAUGGAUUUUGCUCCUGUGGAGAUUUCUGGUGACCUUGAGGUUAUGUUGACUUUUUUUUGUCUCAUUUAUGACUGGAUGUUUUAAAAAAUGAGACUUAAUUUGAAAAAUAUGGGUGAUGAAAUUUUUCUUGGACUCUUGA